Molecule: messenger RNA, 552 nt
Organism: Lottia gigantea (owl limpet)
Lineage: Eukaryota; Metazoa; Mollusca; Gastropoda; Lottiidae
Exons: 3
Coding region: 1-552 (183 amino acids)
Biological process (GO): regulation of transcription by RNA polymerase II; anatomical structure morphogenesis
Cellular component (GO): nucleus
Molecular function (GO): DNA-binding transcription factor activity, RNA polymerase II-specific; RNA polymerase II cis-regulatory region sequence-specific DNA binding
Source: RefSeq, a predicted model, not a curated record
AUGGCACAUAUGAAAAAUGUUUGGUUUCAGAAUCGCCGAGCAAAAUGGCGAAAACGUGAACGAUUUGGUCAGCUACAGACGAUGCGAGCCAUGGCUACAGCGGCUACCCAUGGGUACGACAUGCAACUCGGACCCCGACACGACGCUUACUCUCAGAUGCAACAUAAUCCGUGGGCUCAGAAUGGACCAGCUCAGUAUCCCAUGACAACCAUGCCAGGAAUGGGGAGCUCCUGUAUGGCCGGACAGAAUGAUUUACCAAACUUUAUGGGAUUAGCUCAUCAAAAUUCGCUGGCAGCCAAUCAAUUUGCAGCAAAUCAGCUAGCAGCCAAUCAAUUCGCUGCGGGUCAACUAGCAGCCAAUCAGCUUCAUAGUCAACGCUCUACAGGGGGAAUAACUCACAGUAACCAUAGCCCAAUGGCUUUUCCUAAUGCUCAAGUUGGUUUAGACGCCGGGAUGGACCCGGAGCUACGAAGUUCAAGUAUAGCAGCGCUAAGAUUAAAGGCAAGAGAACACAGUGUCUCGAUGGGACUUCUAAGUGCUUAUGGAAAAUAA